Molecule: messenger RNA, 5462 nt
Organism: Gasterosteus aculeatus aculeatus (three-spined stickleback)
Lineage: Eukaryota; Metazoa; Chordata; Actinopteri; Perciformes; Gasterosteidae
Gene: usp42
Product: ubiquitin specific peptidase 42
Biological process (GO): protein deubiquitination; regulation of apoptotic process
Cellular component (GO): cytosol; nucleus
Molecular function (GO): cysteine-type deubiquitinase activity
Source: RefSeq, a predicted model, not a curated record
GCUGUUGAUUUUAAGAUCGAGCGAUACUCGCACUGUGCAGCAGUGAUAUUUCAGCAGGCCUGAGCCGCGCAGAUUUGUCGUAGUAACCUUACACCGGUUCUCUGUCAUGUCGGGAGAGACCAGCACAGUGAGCGCACACAGCCGCCGGUGUCGAGCCCCUCCUUUCUCGGCUAGAUAGACGUCCCGUUACCCGUUCCCGCGCUUUAUUAUCCCAUUUACUUCGAAGUGUAAACAGAGAACUACACUUUGACGUCGGUGGAAUAUGGUUAAAUUAUCCCUCGCCGCGUCAGUCGGCUUCCAUCGUGCGCGGCUAGCUAGCACCGCUAGCAUCAACACCGCCGCACGUAGCCAGCUAGCGCGGUCGGUCGGUUAGCUAGCUAGCUAACGUUAACGUUACGUCUCCAUGGCGCUCGCGACUCCUGGAGUCACUCGCUCUUCACCGGACCCUCUAGUCUACUCAUCGGCGGGGCAAGUGGGCUUUUAUUGGGAGUUCUGCCGCCCGGGCGGGCCGGCGGAGGUGUGAUGCGUGUGUUCGGUGUGGCUUUGCGCCGCUGCGUGUGAAAGGCCCGGCGGCCGUCUGUUAGCCGACGCGAGGCGGUCUGCCGGCGCGGGUGGGAGGGGACAGCUGUGGAUGUAGAGGCGCUUCCGACUGCGACGGUUCCUCCUGUCGGGGAACGAGCCGACGUUAGUACCGUUCCCCCGGUAACUCCAGAAGAAGAAAGAAAAGUAAACAUCUGCAAUGAACAAUGACCAUAGUUGACAGAUCUUCAGAGAAGUCUGACCACGAGUCAGUCGGGUGUAAGCGAUCUCCCUUCACCAGUGGAAACGUGGGGAUGGACGGUAGCUGUUCCAGCAGCUGGGCGAUGGGUCCGUCCAUGUCCGGCGACUCUCCGAGGCUGAAGGCCGCAGGAGGCUGCCUCGGCCCGACGCCCGGAGCCGCAGUCUACAACAGCACGCCCUCCUCGGUGGACUGGCCCAAGGAGCAGGUGAUGAGCGGUGGUGAUGGCAUCGACUCGCCCCAGAAGGUCCUUUUCCUUCAAGAGCGGCUCAACCUAAAGUGGACUCAGGUUCACCGCAUUGGUGCAGGCCUGCAGAACAUGGGGAACACCUGCUUUCUUAACUCAGCCCUGCAGUGUCUCACUUACACACCUCCUUUUACUAACUAUUUGCUGACACGGGAGCACUCCAAAACAUGUCACGAGCCGGGGUUCUGUAUGAUGUGCACCAUGCAAAACCACAUCAUUCAGGUUUUUGCAAACUCUGGAAAUGUCAUUAAGCCCAUUGGUGUGCUGAAUGAGCUCAAAAGGAUUGCUAAGCACUUCCGCUAUGGAAGCCAGGAGGAUGCCCACGAGUUCCUGCGGUACACAGUGGACGCUAUGCAAAAGUCCUGCUUACCUGGAACCAAAUUGGACCGACAAACGCAGGCAACCACUUUCAUCCAUCAAGUAUUUGGCGGGUACCUACGGUCCAGAGUUAAAUGUUUAAACUGCAAAGCAGUCUCUGAUACAUUCGACCCUUUUCUAGAUAUAACUCUAGAAAUUAAGACGGCUCCCAGUGUCUCCAAGGCUCUGGAGCAGUUCGUCAAGCCUGAACAGCUGGAUGGAGAAAAUGCCUACAAAUGCACCAAGUGCAAAAAAAUGGUCACAGCCUCAAAGAGAUUCACCAUCCACCGCAGUUCAAAUGUGCUCACCCUCUCACUCAAACGCUUUGCAAACUUCAGUGGAGGCAAAAUCACAAAGGAUGUGAAAUAUCCAGAGUACCUGGACCUGCGGCCCUUCACGUCUCAGUCUCAAGGGGAGCCGCUGGUCUACGGGCUGUAUGCUGUGCUCGUCCACUCUGGGUUCAGCUGCCACGCUGGACACUACUUCUGCUACGUUAAGGCCAGCAAUGGGCAGUGGUAUCAGAUGAACGACUCCUCCGUGUCCGUCAGCGACAUCCGCUCCGUCCUCAACCAGCAGGCCUACGUCCUUUUCUACGUCAAGUCCCGUGAUGUGAGGAGAGCAGGCGACUACAGCCACAUGAGCCAUAACCCAGGCGUCCCCGGUCAGUCUUCUCCACGGCCGGUGGUGAUACCGCGCAUCAACACCACCGUCCACCACGGCAACACCGGCUUCAUAGGCCCGCAGCUGCCCCCACACAUGACCAAGCGCAAUCUCCACGUUAACGGGAAUGGAUCUCUGAGGGACUAUCCCACCAACUCCAAGCCCAGCACCAGCGUUGUGGGCAAACCUAACCACGGACCGGCCUCUUCCUCUGCUUCCAUCUCCCACUCAAUCAGCCGGCCCACUAUGAUCCCGGACCACGACAAGCGCCAGAAACUUUCCUUCUUCAUUGGACAAGGCAAACUGAACCGCCCGUCGUCCUCGUCGUCUUACAGCCAGCCGUCCUCUGCCAGCGGCAGCAGCUGCUCCUCCAGCUCUUUGUCCUCCUCACAGUCUACCUCAGACGUCCGCUUCGUUCCACGUCAGCUUAACCACGCGUCCCGCAGCAACGGGGAUCACCACGCGUCCUUCUUGGUGCCCUACGGCCAAGAGUCCUCAGAGGAAUCGGACCAGGAGAACUGUGGCUCUCUGGCCGCGUCCCACCUCAACGGAAACAAGCGAACGGGGGCCGCCUUUGAUCAUUCCACGCGAGCCACCAACGGACUGUCGGCAGUGCACCACAAUGGCAACGGGUUACACGGGCCGACCAAUGGCGUCUCCGAAUGCAGUCAGAACGGACACCACCAUGAACACCACAAAGUGAACGGACACGAACCCCCCGAUAAAGUCUCUGGCAGUAAUCAUGGAGGUUUUUCCUCUGUGACUGCUGUUGCUGCUAAUGGACUCGACAGUGACCACAGUCAAACAAGUGACGAGGCCCAUAAUUCCUCCUCAUCCAAGGCCAGUUCUUCUCCGGGCAUCCAUCCUGCGUCCGGUGACAGCCAGCACCUCUCCGCCCCGGACACGAGGGCGAGCGACGCGUCUGAGCCCCUCCCUCAGCACGCAGCGCCCUCCGCCGUUACCUCUCCGCCCUCGGCUGCUCCGACAAAGACCCACUCCGUCUCGUCCAAAGAAUCGGCUUCCCCUGCUGCUCGGCAUUGCGACCCUACGGCCUCAUCCGUCCCGCCGGACUGCUCCCGGAAACACAACGGGGCCUCUGCAGCGCCACAGAAAGUCUGCAGCGGUGGGGGGGAUGCGAGAGAUUUCCCACCGACCUGCAGUGCGUCAGCGGGGACUGAAAGACGCGGCGAUUCUGAUUCUGAUUCCAAGGAAAAACACCAGUUCAAGCCCAGUUUGAGAGGCCAUGAAGUACAAAGUUACAGAGAGUGCGAGAGAGACAGAUCGUACUGGGACAGAGACCGGGAGAGACACUACAGGGACCGGAGUCACCGGCGGGACCCCAGAGACCACCACCACCAGCGGCCGUACAGGGAGCGUUUUCCUCCUCACAGCCGCUCCUACAGGGACUCGGGGUCCGAGCAGCGCCGGGAGCGAAGCCUCCAGCACUCGAGGGAGCGCGACCGCGACAGAUGCUCCAACCAUCACCACCAUUAUCACAGCCGCCGCUACAAAGAGGACCGGGGCCGUGAGCGGAGGGGACGCGGCUCUCCGUCCAGGGAGAAGUGUCCCGAUCGAGGGAGGCGCCGGCCGGACAGCCGAGAAUCACGGGGGAGCGGCGGCAGGGAGAGGGACCGCUAUCCGGCAAAAGAAGAGAAUUCCUCAGAGCCAGAAACCUCCACAAAGUCCAUGGACUCGCCCACUCAGGCCUGUCGCUCCGCGUUCGGAUCGGCUCCAGACGGGGGGGAUCAGAAUCACAGGAGGUCGGCUGAUCCUCUGAGCAAGGAGAGGGACGACGGCUCCGAGGCCCGCCGCUCUGGAAAACACAAGAAGAGCAAGAAAAAGAAGAAGUCGAAGGAUAAAGACCGGCGCCGUGACAGCGGAAGCUCCGAAGUGGAUUCCGACCGAGCCACUGAAACAAAAAAGAAGAAGAAGAAGAAGAAAAAGAGGUCGCGGGACGGCGAGUCGCGCAGCCCGGGAGCGUCUCGCCGCCAGAGGAGCAGAAGCAGCGAGGAGGAGGAGAGCCGCAAGCGUCGCCACGACGACACCAAGGAGGCUCAACGCGACCGCGUGUCUCUGCCAGAGAAGCGCCGGCGCCCGGACCACACGGAUCCAGUCUCCUCCAACCACGCGGCCCCCACACACGGUUCGUGUCACCUCCAUCUCAACGGACACAGAGCUAUCGACGGUGUCCCUCCCCCAAAGUCGGCCUCAAAAAUACCCAACGCGUGGAAAUAACGCCGCCCGCCGCGCAGCCCGUCCUGUGCGUGUCCAUCCUGUUUCGGAGGGAAUGGUUCUGGCUCGUCUCCGCACACGCCGGCCCGACCGGUGCUGCUGCGCCGCAGGAACUCGUAUUAUGGGUGCAGAUAUUUAUGCUCCACGCUAUGCAAACAGAUUGUAUGGAGGCCUCUUCUCAUUUCAGAAACACAUUUUAACAGCAAAGGAAUGACGUAAACGACUUUUCUUUUGACGUGGUGCUUCUUUGUUGGGGUCAUAUUGUAUUUUUACCACAAACAAAGUAUUUUAACUGUUGAGCUCUUUUUUUUUUUUUCUAAGGCAGAUUAAUUUGCCUCAAUUCUCCUAACGGUUGAUAAGAAAAACGACUGUCACUCAAUUAACAUUUACGAUGAAGAAUAUUAAUAUAUAUACUCGUAUGAACUCAAACUCUGCUUGGAGCUUGAACAUCAACUGCUGCUCAGUGGAACUCAGGACUUGAACACUUGUUAAAAUCUGCUUCUAACCCGAAUGAUUCUGAAGGGAAAGGUGUUUCCUCGGAGACGAGCGGAGGCCUCGUGUGGCUGCAGGUUUAAGAUGUCACCGUAUCCGCGGGCGUCUUUGGGUCGUUUCUGUGCUCGAAUGAAUGAGGAGCCUCGUUAAACCUGGACCGACUUGAGAACAUUUGCCAGCUCUUUGUAUUUUAUUUGGUUUCCAUCGUUGCUCUGAAGAAUCACCCUGUGGUUUUUCUUCAGAUACAAAAGGUUUCUUUCCUCCGGAUCAUGACUCUCACGUUCUUUUUAUUUUAAACAUUUAAAAGAUAAAAACAUAAGAAACAUGGUGUUCUGGCUGUGGACCAUUUCAGUUUGCUUUUUAAUGAAAGUUUGUUUUGUAGCGUGAUAAAAAAACUGUGAAUUUAAUUUGAACUGUAUUAUCAGUUACUUUUAUAUGUAAACAUCCUGUAUCAGGGUUCAGUAGAUGUGUUACUUUUGUUUUUAGAAACCUUCAUCUUCAAUUUGACCUUUUUAACUUUAGACAGAAGUUGAAGAACUGCUGUUGUACCUUUUUAGUUUAGCAUGUCAGAAUUUAUAUAAGGUAGAAGCCUUAAAAUACAUUUGUGAAAGUCAGAAAUUGUAAUUUGGUCUUUGACUUUGUUUACAUGAAAUGAAUGAAAAAUGGAAGUUGAUGACUACGAGUUGUCGGAUUUUA